Molecule: messenger RNA, 869 nt
Organism: Pocillopora verrucosa
Lineage: Eukaryota; Metazoa; Cnidaria; Anthozoa; Scleractinia; Pocilloporidae
Source: RefSeq, a predicted model, not a curated record
GGCUAAAACAUGGCGAACUUUUCUAACGAUCCCAAUCGAUCGUCUGGCAGACGUUAUGAAAGGAGAGUAUUAGAGAGUAUUGGACAGAGUAUCUCUGUCCAAAAACGUGAAGGAGAACUCUAAGUGAUCGAUAGAGAGGAAAGAAAUCUUCAGCUGCUCGUUCAUUUUCUUCAAACGUUCACUUUAGUAUGGCGGCCGUUUCUUUGUCGAAUUGCUGGACACUCAAUUUAUAUGAAUGCUACUCCCAGUUCUAGGGAGUCAUUGAAAAUUGAUGAACAGCAGCUUGACCUUUACAUUGAGAGAAUAAUAGAAGCUGCUGCAUCAAGCUUGGGGGACGUUGUUGUAAGGGUAUCAAGCAGCACUAAACAGUCAGAGAAAGAUUUUGGUAAUAGAAGUGCAUCAUCUUUAAAUGUGUUUGGAAUCUUGACAUCAUCCUAUAGUGAAGUGACACCAAGUGAGAGUCUUACUGCAGUCUGUGAGCCUGUGGGAGGAACUCCAGUCCAUGCCCCCAGUCAAGAAGUCUUUGAGCCUGGAGGAGGGACUCCAAUUCCAGCUCAGAAAUAUGAGGCCUCCCCAGCAAUUGAUGCCCCCAGUCAAGAAGUGCUUGUUCAGGAAAGCUCUGACCCCCCUGUUGAUCAACCUCCCCAGUCCCCAUCAUCACCUGAGCCCAGUGGAAAGAAGAUUGGAAGUAGAAAGUUCAAUGGAACUUGCAUUUGAAAUCCUGCUGGUUCAAAUGGCCAUGAAAGUCUUCAGCGGUUAGGCCAACAACAGAGGACAUUGAGAAAGGUAAAUUGUAAUGUAACUAUCUUUGUGGUGAAAAAUUUAAGGCAAUAACAUUCUAUCAUGCUCAGGGUUUUUACUGACAGUAA